Messenger RNA from Bicyclus anynana (squinting bush brown), 3106 nucleotides. RefSeq names its product ornithine decarboxylase antizyme (gene Oda). Gene Ontology annotation, molecular function: ornithine decarboxylase inhibitor activity. Gene Ontology annotation, biological process: positive regulation of protein catabolic process. The record is from RefSeq and is a predicted model, not a curated record. Gene Ontology annotation, cellular component: cytoplasm; nucleus. Lineage: Eukaryota; Metazoa; Arthropoda; Insecta; Lepidoptera; Nymphalidae.
AAACUUCCAUGCCUGAAUGUCGUUACCCACCACCCCCCAUUCGAGAACAUCCCAAAACUGUGAUAAAAAGUCCAAUUUAAAUGUGCAACAAAUUGAGAAAACAAAAAAUAAACCCUUAAAAAGUGUUUAAUUUCAAGUGAAGUGUAAAACAAAGUGAAGUUAUGACGUUAUUUGCUUUACCAGCAACCAGUUACAUGAUAGAAGAACAAAAGUUUAAAACAAAAAGUAUCGAUUCAGAGCUGAGUAUGCCCUCUUUAAUAUUUCGGAAUCGUGGCGACGGCGCGUCUCUGAGCGCGGCCGGCAGCAAGCGCUCGGCUUUGUCGGCUUCCGACGCCGAGUGUUUCUCGCUGUGCCUGGGCGCCGGGCCUCUGUGGUGGUCCGAUGUCCCUGCUCACGGCUCAGCACCGCCCGGAGGGGUGAGCAGCGGGGCCGCGAGCCCCGCGACCCCGUCCACCCCCAUCCACGACGACAACAACCGUGACUUGUUGAGUGCCCUGCUAUGGGCCAGCGCGAGCUCGCUAAGCAGCAGCGCCGAGAGCCUCGCCGCCGAGGCCGCGCACACCCACCCAGCGCUACACCCGCAGCAGAGAGAAGCGGUAAUAAACAAGAUCCUCGAGCGCAAAGAUCGCCAGCCGGUGAAGAUUGACUUCAAGAUCUUCCUCACCGAGAAUACUGUUACUCGCUGGGAAGCUGUAGUGAAGGGUGGCACCAUCUACCUGCGCGUGCCCGGUGUGCUGCAGGCGGGCAGCAAGGAGAGCUUCAUGCUGCUGCUGGACUUCGCUGAGGAGAGGCUCGGCUGCGCCAAUUGCAUAAUCUGCGUACUCAAGAACCGCUCCGACCGGGCCACGCUGCUGCGCACGUUCAUGUUCAUGGGAUUCCAGCUCCUGUCCCCAAACUCGCCGCUUAUGCAAGAAAUAAAUAACCCGGAAUACAUUUUCUUGCACUACAAUAUGCAGUAGUUGUCUUCGGUGUUGCCAUAUAACGAUUUUUCUACCAUUAUAGUAGUGUUUAGUGUUUUAACAACUUUUUUUUAAAUUCUUUUAUUAGAAGUAUUGCUAGUGGUAGUGUUUUGGUGUCCCCGAAGACAAUAUCGUCCGAAUAGUGAAACGUUUUUGACUUAUUGUGACGUCAAAUUACUGUCACUUUUUUUAGAAAAAAAAAUUAUUAGACGUUUCAGUACUUGGUCAUGUGACAGCUAAUUAACAUUUCCUUUCGGUAUAUUGUAGUUUUUCAGAGCUGUCAAGUAUUGCAUUAAAAAAAACAGUAUUCUAUUUGCACUAUUUUUCAUGUAAAAUCACUCGGCUUGCAUAGUGGUAAGGCGUCAACAAGUCUCGUUUAUAUAGUAUUUAGGUUAAGUGUAUACUUAUUAUUGUAGAAACUCGCGUUAUGGUUGAUUUCUCUAUUUUUUUUUUGUUUGGGUUAUGUUCACUAAAUAGGCUAGAAUCCAAUCUAGUGAAAUUAUGAUUAAGUAAAAACUAGAAUCCAGAGCAAAAAAAAAAUUAAAAGCCUAUAACCCAAAGAUCUUAAAUAAAAAUGUAGAGAAUAGAAAAAAAAAGAGAAAGAUGCCAAGCACGAGUCGUAGUAAUAUUGUUUGUUUCUACAAUUUCAGUUUUGAACAUACAUCUUUUUGUGUCUUCGAUUCAAAACUGAAAUGGUAGAAAUUUUUUAUUUCUACUUUAACGUUAAUUAUUAUUAUUAUUGUAUCGGGAAGUAUAUUAUGUCGUCGUGUAUGUUCACCCGUUCCGGGGGUAGAGCCCGAAAAAAAAACAAAAAAAAAACUAAAAUUUAAAAAAAAAAAUAUAAAAAAGUAAAACUAAAAAAAAAAAUCAUUUUAAAUCAGUUCCCAGCUACAUCGUAUAAAAACAGUAUUUUUUGGACGUACGUUCGCCGAUCUUUUUUAUUAAAAAAAAAAUAACACCUUUUUUAAUAUCUUAGCCGUGUACUGCAUUUUCUAUAGUUAUGACUCGGCGUUUGUACGUACUAUUUGAUCUUUUUUCCACGAUUUUCACGUAUUUUUUUAAAUAUUCACGUACUUUUGGGAAUAUAAGGGCGUCUACACACGUAUUUGGAGGUAUUAGAAAUGCAAACAUAACAGUAUUGUAACUCGAUGUGUACACGUCCUUACGUAUAUAAAUUCUAUAACAUAGCAAGUAAGUGGUUUGUGCUUUUUUUUUUAUAAAUCCUUUCUUUUUAUUGUAUCAAAAAUAUUAACGCUUUAUUUUAUGUUUUUUUUUUAUCAACAAUUGAGAAUUCCAAUAAAAAUUAUGUAAAACGUUCUUAAUAAUUUGAAAUAAACCAAUUCCAACGAACUUGUGUUUUGUUUGUAUUAUUUUUUCAAUGUUUUUUUUUUCUAAAAAUAUGAUAAAAACGAAAAUUGCCCGUAGUAAAUAGGCUUUAGUAAUAAAUAUAUAUAUUUUACUUAAAAACAUAAACUAAAGCGUAGUUUACAUCCUAUAAGUAAUCUUAUACUUUAAUACAUAUAUUCUAGUAACGAUUACUUAAAAGGUAACCCCCCUAUAGAGUUAUGUUUCACACUGGCUCCUCAAUGUCAUAGAACAAAUAAUGCUACUAGAAGUCUAUAAUCAAAUACCUAAAAUAGCAUACAGGUUAACCAAAAAUUAAUAAUCUAUGUAGUCCAUCAUCAUGGAUACUAUCCAUGAUUACUGGAUUAUUUUAAUUCCAAUGUCGUAAAUUACUCAAUAUAUCUAGAUAAAUUCUUGAUUUUAGACCGUAUGCUCCACACGAAGACGAAAAUACUAGGUUUUCUUUUUGUAGAAGAAACGUAUUUUAUCCGCUAAAUAUAAUUUGUUUCUUACAAGUGGGCUAUACAACUAACGUGGGCUUAAAAAGUUUUCUUUCAUCAUUCGUUGAUUGAACGCCUAUACGUAAGAAGGGAAGCUAUUCUUUAUAGUGUAAUUAGGUACAUAGUAACGAAGUCUUGUCUGCUCUAGUGGAAUUAUUUGUCUAUGAUCUAUGACAUAAGUUGCGAAGUGCAGUAUUAGUUUUAAGUCUUACUAAUUUUGAGGGGCAGUGUGAAUAGUUUUUAGUUGAUAAGUUUAAUUAAUGUAACAAUUAAUGGAAACUAUUAAAAAUGUAAUAUUAAUCA